AUGUCUGUUCCUCGCGUACUCCUUCUCGGCGGUCAUGGCAAGAUCGCCCUCUUCCUGACUCCCCUCCUGCUCGCCCGCGGCUGGGAUGUGAUCAGCGCCGUCCGUGACCCCAAGCAUGAAGCUGAUAUCCUCAAGUUCAACAAAAGCGACGAUGGCAAAGCAGGCAAAGUAAGCAUCUCGCUCGCUGACCUGGAGAAGAUCAAGAGCAGCGAUGAUGCUGCGGGCGUCAUAGCCGCUACUAAACCAGACUAUGUCGUCUGGGCUGCUGGAGCCGGCGGCAAAGGCCCCGUCGACCGUACCUACGCCAUCGACCAAGAUGCUGCAAAACACUUCAUCCACGCCAUCAUGGCUGGCCCCAACAGCAUCUCCAAGUUCCUACUGAUCUCGCACAUCGGUAGCCGGCGCAAGCCCGCUCCUUGGUGGUCAUCUGCAGACUGGGAAUCGGUAGACCGCAUCAAGGCUGCACUGCCGGAUUACUACAAGGCCAAGCUUGAUGCAGACGAGUACUUCUCCGUCAUGGCAGCGCAGCGCAGGGAGAAGCACGGAGAUAGUAACUUCCAAGCAAUCAAUUUGCGCCCUACCACGCUCUCUGACGAGCCUGCGACGGGUAAAGUUGAGUUCGGACGUACGGGGACAGGAGACCGAGUGCCGAUUCCGCGUGAAGACGUAGCUCUUGUGGCUGACGAGGUGUUGGCUUGCUCGAACGUGAAGGGUUACCAGGAUUUGAUCAGUGGCCAGACGCCGGUUAAGGAGGCCGUUGAUAAGGUUGGGAGGUCGGGUCUUUGCUGCUUUGAGGGGGAAGAUCUCGAGGCUAUGCGUGAGAGGUUCAGGGAGUCUCUUGCUUAG
This is a messenger RNA of Nannizzia gypsea CBS 118893, 846 nucleotides long. RefSeq names its product NAD dependent epimerase/dehydratase. The transcript has 2 exons. NCBI's taxonomy places the organism in Eukaryota, Fungi, Ascomycota, Eurotiomycetes, Onygenales, Arthrodermataceae. Bases 1 to 846 code for a protein of 281 amino acids. The record is from RefSeq and is a predicted model, not a curated record.